UUCCUUUCCGGAACACCCCGCCCGCCGCUCUCUAGAACCGAAUUCGGCCACGCCACGUCUUGGGGGCUGCUCCCACUGGUCUCCGCCUCCUGUGCCUGUCUCCGCCGCCUGUCGCGGCUUCCCCCUCCACAUCCUCGCGGAGCCGGAGCCGAAGCCGGGGCCGGCCGCGUAUCACGGGGGCGGGCGGGAGGGCGGGGAAUCGGCGACGCUGCUGGUUCAGCGAGCCGGAGCUGCGAAAAUGUCGGAUCUGGGGGACUGGUUUAGGAGUAUCCCGGUCAUCACGCGGUACUGGUUCGCCGGCGCCAUCGUAGUGCCCUUCGUCGGCAAACUUGGCCUCAUCAAUGCAAGCUACUUCUUACUCUGGCCUGAUGCUUUCCUGUACCACUUCCAGAUAUGGAGGCCAAUCACUGCAACAUUUUUUUUCCCAGUUGGCCCAGGAACCGGAUUUCUCUACUUGGUGAAUUUAUAUUUCUUAUACCAGUAUUCUACAAGACUAGAAACAGGGGCUUUUGAUGGAAGGCCAGCGGACUAUAUGUUCAUGCUCCUUUUUAACUGGGUUUGCAUCGUUAUCACUGGUUUAAUAAUGGACAUGCAGUUGCUGAUGAUUCCUUUGAUCAUGUCGGUACUCUAUGUCUGGGCCCAGCUGAACAGAGAAAUGAUUGUAUCAUUUUGGUUUGGAACACGAUUUAAGGCCUGUUACUUGCCUUGGGUCAUACUGGUAUUCAACUACAUUAUUGGAGGAUCGGUUAUCAAUGAGCUGAUAGGAAAUCUUGUUGGACAUCUAUAUUACUUCUUAAUGUUCAAAUACCCAAUGGAUUUGGGAGGAAGAACUUUUCUGUCUACACCUCAGUGUCUGUACCGGUGGCUUCCUAGUAGGAGAGGAAACAUCUCUGGAUUUGGUGUUCCACCUGCGAGCAUGCGGCGAGCUGCAGAACAUCAGCUCGGUGGAGGUGGUCGGCACAACUGGGGCCAGGGCUUCCGACUAGGAGAUCAGUGAAAAGCUCACUCGAGUUCAGCAAACAGUGAUCCUGGUGUGGGUUGUGCUUAAGACUUGUGUUUUAUCUAAUGCUGGUGAAUCUGGCCCUGCAGAAUGUCAUUUUUUCAGUACAAGACAAAUUGUUAAAAGUCCUGAAGAGAAAUGUUAAAUUUCCCUCCAAAUUAGUGAUCACGCUGUACUCUUACUAUUCUGAAGAAAGAAACAUCAACUCUGCAUCUUUCAAAACCAGCUGCUGUUUUUGUGUCUUCUCUUCCCCCUUCCCCUUUUCUGAACAGGGGGUACUCUGGUCCAAGUUUGAAUAGCUCUGUAGAUUUUUGUUUCUGUGGCAAUGUAACCAAAACUUUGUCAAGACACUGAUUCUAAGGAAAAUCCUCCCACCCCCAACCCCCACUCCUCUCCCCACCCUACCAAAAGUGCCAUCACCCUUUGAAAUUUAGAGAAAGUCGUUCAUUUAGUGAUGCUGCCUUUAUGGUGAGCUCUCUUACCUUACAAUACUGACUCUUGGGGUUGGCUUGAGUGCCAGGAGCUAUUGUGGAAGGACAGUUUUCCUUGCCUGUGGUGGCAGAAAGGAAUAGAGGCCAUCAGAACUUGAGAGAGAAGAUGGGGAGAAGAUUGGCUGAGAGUGGAAGAAGAGAUAAGGACAGAAGCUGGCUUUGGCCCUGCCUCUUAGCAUGUUGGGUGUUGGAAGAGGCCCAGCACUGACCCCUCUGCAGGUAUUCCUGCAGAGCUGCAGCCAGACCUAACCUGUGACCAUUUGCCACACUUCUCUAGAUAUUUUUAUGUUUCAUUUGACAUUUUAUUGAGUCAUUGAGCCAUGCAGAUUUGUAUUAGGAUUAACAACCUUGUCCAUCGUGGAUUAUGAAUGGGAGUGUUGCUUGCCAGAUUCCCCCUUUUUAAGGAACAAAACAAAAUAAAACAUGUGAAUUGAUCCCAAACUGCAUUGUACAUUGAAAAGUAAAUAUUUUAAAGGUGAACAUAAGAAGGUCCCAAAUGGAUUGCACACACAUUUUGGAUUAUUGGGUAUAUUUAAAUUUUUUUCUGUUUUUGUCAUUCUGAGACGUGAGUGUAUAAAUUCUGUGAACCAAAAUAAUUUGGACAUUUUUUUCUUAAGUGGGUUAUUUUUUUUCCCUGUCAGAGCAAGGUUUGCCACCAAAUAAAGCUUUUGAAGCCUACAGUGUUU
This is a messenger RNA of Phascolarctos cinereus (koala), 2177 nucleotides long. It is a transcript of the gene DERL1, whose product is annotated as derlin 1. The record is from RefSeq and is a predicted model, not a curated record. NCBI's taxonomy places the organism in Eukaryota, Metazoa, Chordata, Mammalia, Diprotodontia, Phascolarctidae.